Athalia rosae (coleseed sawfly) is the source of this 1173-nucleotide messenger RNA. RefSeq names its product S-phase kinase-associated protein 1 (gene SkpA). Gene Ontology annotation, cellular component: nucleus; cytoplasm. Bases 139 to 627 code for a protein of 162 amino acids. Gene Ontology annotation, molecular function: cullin family protein binding. The record is from RefSeq and is a predicted model, not a curated record. NCBI's taxonomy places the organism in Eukaryota, Metazoa, Arthropoda, Insecta, Hymenoptera, Athaliidae. The transcript has 3 exons. Gene Ontology annotation, biological process: SCF-dependent proteasomal ubiquitin-dependent protein catabolic process.
UUUUCAACGCAUGCGUAUCAAAGUUAAGUUUGCCAUCGAUGAUCGAGGGUUGUGCAUAGCAGUGUGAGAAAGUAAACGGUGAAUCGCUUGGCAGUAUUACAUUGUAAUUUAUUUCCAUUUCACGACGUGCUAUCAAAUAUGCCGAAUAUAAAGCUGCAAAGUUCAGAUGGAGAAGUCUUUGAGGUGGAUGUUGAUAUCGCAAAAUGUUCAGUCACGAUAAAAACUAUGCUGGAAGAUCUGGGAAUGGAUGAAGACGAAGAAGAAGUUGUUCCAUUACCCAAUGUGAAUUCUGCUAUCCUUAGAAAGGUCAUUCAGUGGGCCACCUAUCACAAAGAUGACCCUCCACCACCAGAAGAUGAUGAAAAUAAAGAAAAACGUACCGAUGAUAUCAGUUCUUGGGAUGCCGAUUUCUUGAAGGUCGAUCAAGGAACCUUGUUUGAAUUGAUCCUUGCCGCCAAUUAUUUGGACAUAAAGGGACUUUUAGAAGUAACAUGCAAGACUGUAGCCAACAUGAUCAAAGGUAAAACACCUGAAGAGAUACGCAAAACUUUCAACAUCAAGAACGAUUUUACAGCUUCGGAAGAAGAGCAGGUUCGCAGGGAGAACGAGUGGUGCGAGGAAAAGUAGGACCAUCACAAGCCACUUUUUCUUUUCUAAAUCUGGCUCUGUAACCCUAGGUUUAUUUUAAUUUCGGUUGUAAAAAUUAGUCGCAAACGUUUUUCUAUACUGAUCAAGAAAACACCUAAAUGUUGAGAAAAAAAUUUGAAAUUAGUCUAGAAGAAUCUGAUCCUUCAUCAGGUUAUACCAAAAAUACUGAUGACUAGUUUGCAUUUUGAUAUCUUUAUUUAUCAACCUCCCCACUUUCCUCUAAUACCUAUCUUUCCAGGUGCAAAGUAAUUUAGAUGCCAAUGUUUGAAAAACACGAUACUUAUUAAAACAAUAUCUACACAGUAUUACUCGCACUUUAUUAAAGUAACAAAGGACAUAAUUCAAUCAGUGUUUUCGGCUCUACUUUACCCUUCAAAACAUUAACGUAACACAGUCUACAACUUUAGUUCAAAUGAUAUCGAAGCAGUUAAGCGCUAUAAAUGCGCUAACAAAUAUUCAAAAUCACCCAAUAUAAUCGCAUAAUAAUGUUUUUGAUAAGAGUAAAUCAAUAAAACUUUAAAACUA